ACGCUGACUGUGAGUACGAAAACUAACUGUUGAAGUAUUCAUUGGAAAUCUCAAAAGAAGCGAUUGUGAGAAAAUCGGAAUAGAAGAAAAAUGAUGGAAAAAGUUUCAUGAUAUCUUCUAUUCCUUGAAGUUGGAAUAAAACUAUAUUUUAUCGAACGGUGCUCCCACUUUGUCGUGAAAUCUGCUGGUCGGAGACAGAACAAUCUUACCUUUUCGUGUAAUUGUUAGGCCAGCUCUGAGAAAUGGCGGAAAGAACAAAUCAGUCAAAAUAUAUAGUCCUGUUAUUUGGUUUAAUAGCAAGCAGCUUUAUCAACGGAUUAGACGUAAAUGUCAGAGAAGAUGCUACGGUUGGAAGUACUUUACUUUCUUCGUUUCCAGCCCCAGAUUCGGGUUUCGUUUACUCUGUUUUUGGCGACGGUGAUCAACUCGCAUCCAGUUUGUUUGGUGUCUCGCCAAGUGGGAAAAUAACCGUGCGAAAGAAAUUGAAUUAUGUGAACGGUGGAAGGAACAAGUACGAACUUAUUGCAGUCAGACGAAAAGAUGGUACGACAAUCGGCGGGAAAGCAGAAGUUGCUCGCAUCAGUGUUAUCGAUGUUAACGAUCAUGUACCUGUAUUUAAAAAGAGCGACUAUCAAGGACAUAUUUACGAGGGUUCUGCCGCCGGUUCCGUGGUAAGAGGACUUGAGGACUGUUUUGCCACCGAUCAAGACAGUUCUGGUGUGUCGAAGUAUCUUAUUACCAGUGGAAAUGAUGCUAAUCUAUUUGCUGCCAAAGUUAAGGAUAUUUCUGGUUUGAAGUUGCUGCAAAUCGUAACAACUCGCUCCCUUGAUCGCGAGGCUCUAGGGAACACGCCUAUCAGCCUUCAAGUCCAAGCUGUUGAUGGAGGAAAUCCUGAGAAGAAAAGUGCGAUUGCCACUAUCCGUAUUAAGGUUUUAGACAGAAACGACAAUGGCCCAGUAUUCGAUGAGACAAAUUGGAGGGCGACAAUCCAAGAAAACUCUCCCGUCAUGACUUCUGUUGUAAAAGUGAAAGCCUCUGACAAUGACGAAGGAUCAAAUAAACAGCUUUACUAUUAUUUCUCAACAGAGCAGGACGACUUUGUAAUUGACCCUUACACAGGCGUUAUUUAUGUUGCAGCACCUCUUAGUUACAACAAGAAAAACUCUUAUAACAUUAAAGUUAGUGUUACUGAUAGAGCUGUGCAAGACCCGAAAACAAGUACAAGUGAAGUUCAUAUUUCUCUUGUACAGGCCAGUAACUAUCCGCCGGCGUCUGUGACUAAUACUGCACCCCAAUUUGCAACCUCACUGUAUGAAAUCAAAGUGCGUGGGGACUUGCCUCUAAAAGCAUUUGUCCUCCUCCCUAGAGCAACUGAUUCUGAUGGCAUUGGAAACAGUAAUGGCCGUCUGUCAUUUUCAUUAUCUCCAGUCUCAACUACCAACCCAUUUACAGUAAACCCUAGAAGUGGGGCCAUCACCGUAAACAAAAAGCUACCUGCUACUCCAACAACAGUAGAAUUUACUGUUACUGCUCAAGAUGGCGGUGCUUUGAAGGCUGACACUACUGUGAGGAUUGAAAUUCGUGCAAUCAACCAGAACAAGGGGCCACCUGAAUUCAAGGAAAGCACUGUUAAUGUUGAUUUUGUUGGAGAUGCAGACAAACCUGUGUUUACAGCUGCAGCAGUAGACAGUGAUAACACCGCAUAUUCAAUUGUUGAGGGAACUGGUCUGGGUCGAUUCCAAAUCAAUGAAAAUACAGGAGUUGUCACAUCAAAAGGUGCAUUCAAAUCUUUAGCAACUUAUGAUCUGUACAUUGAAGCCAAGGACAAAAAUGAAUUUCCAAUGAGCUCCAUGAUGUACGCUAGAGUAAACAUAAAAUCAUCCAAUCAUUCUAACCCUGUGUUCACAAAAGCCAUGUACACUGGAAAUAUUGAUGAGGGGGAGAUGUCUGGUAGCUUUGUUACUGCAGUGCAUGCUGAAUUCCCAGACCCAACAAAAGUUGUAAAGUACAAGGUCACUAAUACUGCCAUUGGAGUUGGACUAAUGCUAGACCCAAACACUGGCAUUGUAACCACAGACCGUAUACUUGAUUAUGAGCUAGAUCAGAAGAAAUCACUUGAAAUUCAGGCCUAUGUUGAAGGCUCGGCUGCAACAGCCUCAACACUUGUUGAAGUCUACAUCCAAAACAAGAAUGAUGAGGACCCUUACUUCCCAAGGUCAAACAUAAACAUGCAAGUACCAGAAAAUCUUGGGUUCAUACCCAACUUGGUAUGUUUAUUUGCUAUUGAUGGUGAUGGAUCAGAAACACUAUCAUACUCCAUAAAGCAGGGCAAUACUGGUGAUGUUUUCAGGAUUGAUCCCAAAACAGGUCAGCUUUCUGUGAAAAAUCUUGACUAUGAAGCACAGUCCUCAUACACUCUGUUGGUUGAGGCAACUGAUGGAAAGAAGAGCACUACAGCGACUGUCAAAGUGAGUGUUGUGGAUGACAACUUGAAUCCAGAGCCUCCCCACUUUGGUUCAUAUAAAGAUGUCGUUACAAUUAGGGAAGGCUCAACAUCUACCGUUCAAGAUUUGCCAGUGUCCGGAGCUGCAAGCUCCUUCACAUGUGUUUUUGGUUAUGAUGUCACUCCAGAUAUUUUGAACAAGUUUAUGAUCAGAACCCAAAGCACUAGCUGCCUUGUGGAGACAACUGGGAAUAUUAAAUGGACAAAAGCAGCUCCAUCAUACAAGUUCACGAUUAGAGUGAUCAGCAAAUCAAAUGCAAUGCAGUCAACCUCUGCUGAAUUAACAGUGAAAAUACAGGAUAUUAAUGAUCAUGCGCCAGUUUUGUCUCAGACUUCUUACGCAGCUUCCCUCUAUACGUCUGCUCCAGUUGGCACCUCUGUGCUCAAAGUCUCUGCGACUGAUGAGGAUGAUGGACCAAAUGGAGCAAUUUCUUAUGCCUUCUUAGCUAGUGAUGAUGCAAACAGUUUCAACAUUGAUUCAGUUACUGGAGUUGUCAAGAUACAGAAAGCACUGCAGGCUGGCAAAGAAUACAAAAUGACAGUGAGGGCAAUGGAUAAAGGAUCUACCCCGAAACAUACAGAUGCUAUGGUGACUAUCGGUGUUCAUGCUGAUGGCACUGUGAUGCCAACAUUCGACAGCUUAGCAGACCAACAGUUUGCUUUGGAAGGAGUUUCUAGUGGUAUUGUAACCAGUGCAAAAGUGACACUCGCUGGUGCAAAUAUCGAAUAUAACAUUGUUGGUGGGAAUAAAGACAACGAAUUUGCAAUUGACAACUCUGGUACAAUCUAUGUGAAUUCGAAAGUUCUUGAUCGUGAGAAGGUGCCAGAGUAUAACUUGGUCGUCAGAGCUGCUAAACAGGGUGUUACACCUAUUUUGGUUGUCGAGAAAACUAUUCGCAUUUCCAUCAAGGACGUUAACGAUAAUGAACCAGAGUUUAAUGUGAGAGGAUCACCAGAAGUUACAAUCCAAACAAAUGCACCUAUAGGCACCGUCGUAAGCAUGUUCCGUGCAUUCGAUAAAGAUUUUGGUGAUAAUGCAAAACUGAGUUACGUCACUGAACCUGCUCCUGGUGGUGAUUCUAGUGUGCCGUUUAACGCUGGUAUCCACACUGGUAUUAUAACAACUAGCCAAGUGAUAACAGCAAAGCGUACAUAUAACAUCAUUCUGAGAGCCACCGACAAUGGACCAACAAAGAAGUCGAAGACGUUGAGCAUCAAAGUGAACAUGGUAGAUGGAAGCACGCUUCCUUCAUUCCAAGACACGCAAUAUAAAAUCUCAUUGAAGGACAACAAUAAGGCAGGGAAGCGUGUUGGAGAGGUUUCUGUUAAGGACUUCGCUCUUGGUGACUUCAUCCAAUACGAAAUCGUUUCAGGAAACGAAAACAACUUUUUCUGCAUAGAUUAUAACAGAAAAGUUUAUCUGCAAAAACCAUUGGAUCUAGACACCAUGACAACCCAAACUACUGACAUGACAGUAACGUUGAAGUUCAAGAACAGUGUGUCGUCUUCACAGCUAUUUAUAUAUUCAACAAAGGAGAACGACAAUGUUCCAGUUUUCGAGGGAGGCUCUGCUAAUGUUGUCAAGGUGAUCCCAGAAAAAGAAGUUCCAACAAAAGGAUUGCUGGUAUAUCAGUUUAAAGCCACAGACCCAGACGAUCCUAAAACUGAUAACAUCGAAUAUAGUUUCAAGCAGUUCGGAAACAGUGCAAGCAAGGCCUAUUUUGGAAUCGACUCGGUAAAUGGCAAAGUGACAUUAAAGAAACGUUUGGAUUUUGAAACACUCGACAAGCAUAUCCUCACAGUUAUGGCAAAGGAACAAGCUUCUACAGGAUAUGCGUUGAAAAAUCUGAUUGUUAAAGUGACAGAUCUCAAUGACGAGGCACCAGUAUUCAGUGUGACGGGGGGUCGCUACUACAUUCCAAAAGAUGAGAAAAAAGGUGCACGAGUUUUACAGCUGCACGCUUCUGACCUGGACAGUGGAACCAAUGGUGAAAUCACAUAUGCCCUUGCCAAUGAUAAGGACGAGAUUUUCAGCAUUGAUCCAAAGACAGGCGUCAUAACUCUGAACAAAAUCAUUGCUAAUUAUGACAGAGAAUCCUUCACGAUUACGGUGAUGGCAACUGACAAAGGAAACCCAUCGCUAACUGGCCAGGCAGCUGCCACAAUUGAAGCUGUAACGAAAGAUGGACCGCCAAAGUUUGCUUUGUCUCAGUUCAAGUUUCAAUACGAUGAAGGACAGCGGAUGAAUGGCAAAACCAAGGCAAUCAGUGUAGAUACCUUGACCUAUUCCAUACUAAGUGGGAACAAAAACAACAAAUUCAAGAUCGAUAAAGCUAGAGGAUUUAUAACGUCUGUGACGGCAUUGGAUGCAGAAGAAGGGAUGGAAUACACUCUUUUGGUUCAGGCGAAGGAUACUAGUGAGAGAACUGCAACUGCAGAGGUUCAUAUUAGUGUGAAAAACCUGAAUGAUAAUGAGCCAAUGUUCCUGAAUGCAAAGAAUGGGCUCAUUGAAAAGGUUGUGUCAAAGAGGGCAAUAGCUGGAGAAACGCUGGUCACUGUUCAAGGAGAAGAUAAGGAUGUUGGCGAUUUGCUAACGUACGAGAUAAUCGAUAAAGAUCAGAAAGAAAUAUUUGAAAUUGGUGCCAAGAAUGGCCAGAUUAAGUUAAAAAAGAACUGGGCGGAUGUUGGAGCGAAGAAGAACUUUGCAGAGUUUGAUGUGAAGGCCAGUGAUCGUGGAACACCACCAAAAACAAAGACCGUUCGUGUUCGUAUUGUGUUCGCCUAUUUCAAGCCAGAUCAUGUGAAAAUAGUCAGGUCAGUGCCCGAAGAUGCGUCAGUUUCAGCGUCAUCCGUCAUUUCUGAUCUCCCUCGUGUCUUCCCUCUUGGUGGCUACGAAAUUGUCUACCCGAAAAACCAUCCAUUCAAAAUAUCAGAGAAAACUGGUGAAAUUACUCUGAAAACAGCUCUUGACUUCGAAGUAGUGGAAAAAUACGAUCUCGUUAUUCAGGAAAAUAAUUACAAUUUGAAAGAGGACACGAGGUAUCUAAAUUACAGACUGGAGGUUAAAGUGAAGGAUGUAAAUGACAAUUCUCCUGAAUUUGAUAUGAAAAGUUUAACUGGCAGAGUCAACAAAAACGCCCGGCCAGGAACAGAGGUGAUCAAGCUUGUUGCAAAGGAUGCUGAUAGCGGUGAUGCAGGUCGUAUCUCAUUUGACAUUAUCACUGAUAAUGUGCCAUUUACAGUCAACCCUGUUACUCACACCAUCGAAGUAAGUAAACUGGCGGCCCUCACUAAGAGCCAAUACGACCUCAAAAUAGCUGCCGAGGAUAGUGGUGUACCACAGAGACGAAGCGCCAAACAGCCAGUGCUCACAAUCAAUGUUGUGAAUGAUCCUCCCCAUUUCACUGAGAGUCUCUACAAAUUCAAGGUGUCCGAGAAGGCUAACGUUGAGACCCUGGUGGGAACUGUCAGUGCCAAAAGCUUGUCAGGGAUUGCUGUGACAUACAAGAUUGAUAGUGGCAACACAAAUGACAAAUUCAGGGUCGAUGGUCAGGGCAGACUUUUUGUGCAAAGGCCUUUAGACCACGAGACAGAUCCUAGCUCGUUUACGCUUGUCGUUUCAGCGGCAGAAAUCGCGUCCAACUCUUUGAAAUCAACAACUAACGUGAUUGUUGAACUCAUCAAUGACAAUGACAAUAAUCCCAAGUUUGAAAAGCUUGUUUACCGAGUCGCAGACAUUGCCGAGGAUACACCUGUCAAUUCUUUGAUACUGACUGUAAAAGCCACUGACAAAGAUUGUGGAGAUGAAACCAAAUGCAUGCCUGGAUCGCUUAUCUACUCUACAGAUCAGUUUAAAGAUACCUUCCGACUAGAUUCUCUCACUGGUGAAAUCAGAAAUAUAAAGACAUUGGAUUACGAUACAAUAAAGAAGUACGAAUUUGAAGUAAAAGUUGAAGAUUUUGGAUUGAUAAAGCGUACUGCAAAGGCCAAAGUCAUAAUUACUCUGAAAGGGGUGAAUGACAACCCACCAGUUUUCAAUCCGAACCAUCAAAAGCUUUAUAUUGCUGAAAAGCUCCCAGCUGGAACCAAAAUCACAGUGGUGAGAGCAACCGAUGUUGAUAACGACCCACUCACCUAUUCAAUCAAAGAAGGGGACACUACCUCAUUUCAGAUUGAUAGCAAAUCCGGCCUUGUCACUCUGAAGACUUCGCGUUUGAGAGGAUGGUCAUUCCACUUGAAAAUAAGCGCUUCUGAUGGCAAGCAUGAAGGGUUCUUCAAUCUGCUUAUCAAUGUUGAUGACAACAAUAACAACCCGCCUGUGUUUACAAAAUGCAGUAGCUACAGCCCUGUUGUCGCUGAAAAUAAAGAUGCUGGAACUCUUGUCCUGAAAGUGACUGCGUCUGACGACGAUUUCGAUCGCAGUGGACAGAUUGAAUACACUUUGUUACAAGUUGGUGGCAAAACUGAUGGCUCCGGCAAGCAGACUGCGGUGGGCGGCACUGGAUCCUCUCAGACCCUUGACUUCAAUAUUGACAAAGAUGGUAACAUCAGAACUAAUGGGAGAUUCGAUAGGGAGGCUCAAAGUACGUACACGUUAAUUGCAAUUGCUCGUGACGGUGGCGAAAACAGGACAGACUUUGAGAGAAACUCUGCAGCCUGCGAGCUUAACAUCAAAGUCCUUGAUGAGAAUGACAACAAGCCUAUUUUUGCUAUUGAGAACUAUGAAGUAUCUGUAUGGCAGGGAACCUCAAAUGGUGCAGUUAUUCUAGUUACUUCGGCCUUGGACCAAGAUGAAGGACCAAACGCACAGAUUGAAUACUCAAUAGUCGAAGACAGCAGUUUGUUUUCUAUACCAGAUAAGACCAAAGGCGAAAUUCAAGUCAAAGCUUCUUUGUCAGGCAAAUUAGGUGAGUACAAUCUGAGGGUUAAAGCUGCGAAUCCAGGUACAAUUCAAGCAUCAACGGUUAAUGUGAAGAUCACUGUUGGUAACUCGAAGCCACCAAAAUUCAGUAGCACCAUUUACAGGACAAGUAUUUUAGAGUCUUUGCAGGCAGGAGCUGUGAUACCGUCGCUGGCAGUUUCUGCUACUUCACAGAACUCUGCUAAAAGUAAUGUAAUCGUCUACAAUUUGCCAAAGGGCUCCUUAGUUCGGUCAAACUUGGAUACUUUUGCCAUUGACUCGCGGAACGGACAGAUUAAAGUGGCUGGUGAGCUGAACUACGAGACGACCAAGAAUUACAUUGUUUAUGUUCAAGCCAAGGAUGAAACAAACAACAUGGUCAGCAAUGCUAUAGUGUACAUCGACAUCCUUGACGUAAAUGACAAUUCACCUAUCUUCCAUCUUUCAAAGUUCGAGUUCCAGACCAUUAACGAGGCAGAUGCUCCUGGUGCCACUGUUGGGCAAAUUUAUGCAUCGGAUAAAGAUGCAACGACCAAUGCAGAACUUGUUUACUACAUAGAGAAAGAUGAGCAAAAGAAAGACUUUGCAAUUGACAGUAAAACAGGCAUCUUAACCACUAAACGCACCUUUGACAGGGAGCAAAAAGAGACAGUCACAAUCCACGUAUACGCAAAAGACAUGGGUACCAAUUCCUUAAGUAACAACGUUUAUGUUACUAUAAAGAUUGUUGACUUGAAUGAUAAUGCCCCAGUUCUUGAUCCCAGUGUCUAUAAUGGAAAUGUAAAGGAAGACGCAACGAUCGGUUACCAGAUUUUAACGAUCACAGCAAAAGAUGCAGAUGCUGGGGACAAUGCAAAAGUCAACUUCUUUAUCACAGGAGGCAAUGAAGAUGGCUACUUCAGCACGUCUAGAUCUACGUUCAAAGCCGGAGUUAGCACUGCAAGUAUUCUUGUAGCCAAACCACUCGACAGGGAAAGAAAAGACUCGUUUAAACUUACAAUCACUGCGUCUGAUUCUAAGUUCAGUGUGACUGGUAUUGUGAAUAUCAAGGUGACUGAUGCAAACGACAAUGCCCCCGUCUUCUUGAAAGACUUCUACCUUGGCAGCAUUAAGGAGGACGUAAAAGCGGGUGUCUCGGUUACAAAAGUAGAGGCCCGUGAUGAUGAUACAGCUGCUGUCCAAGGACCAAUCCGAUACUCUCUCAGCAAAGAGGUUCAAGGAAUUUUUGUCAUUGACCCUGUCACAGGUGUUAUCACAACUGGCCCAAAACCAUUUGAUAGAGAGACCAAACAAGUCUACCGAUUUACAGUAAUUGCAUCAGAUGGAAAACACCAAGGCACAGCCAUUGUGGAAUGCACUAUCAAGGACGUAAAUGAUAAGAAGCCUUACUUCCCUGGUGCACCAUACACUCGAUACAUAGAAGAAAACAUGCCGGCCGGGACCGUUGUAGGUUAUGUGCCAGCCAAGGAUGACGAUGAUCCAAAUGAAGGAGGCAAUGCAAAGAUAAAGUACUCUAUUGUAGGCAAUGAUCAUGGGUUUGUAAUUGACUCAGCUACCGGGCUGGUUAAAACUAAGAAGUCGUUUGACCGAGAGGCAACAGGCGUGUCACCAGUGUUCAAAGUCACUGUCAGGGCCACUGAUUCCGGAAUCCCAGUGCAAGCAAACGAAACUAUAGUCACUAUAAUUGUGACAGAUGCCAAUGAUAAUGACCCCAAGUUCACCAAGAGCCUCUUCGUUGGAAAGGUAGCUGAAUGCGCCCCUGGAGGCACCAAGAUCACAACAGUAACUGCAGUAGAUAAAGACGAUAUCACAACAGUGAAUGCGCAAUUGUUAUAUUACGUCAUCAGCAGUAGCCACAACUCUGAGAAAUACUUCCAUGUGAACGGGCAAACGGGUGUUGUUACUGUAGCACAUGGCUUGGACUACGAGAGGUCUGGCAAAUAUCAGCUCAAAGUUGGUGUCAAGGAUCGCGGGAUCCCGCAGCGACCGAUAGGUAGAGAAGAGUCAACACUGGUUGAGAUAACAGUGACAGACUGUAACGACAAUCGCCCAGUUUUCAUUCCUGAUUCUUACAAAGUUUCGGUUAAGGAGAAUGUAAAAGUAGGCGAAACACUCUUGACUGUUACUGCUGUUGACAAGGACAAAGGGUCGAAUGGAGAUUUCACUUUUGGCAUUGUUGAUACAGAACUUAACUUCCAGUUCGGCAUUAGCAGUUCAGCGCAGAAUAGGAGCAAGGGAGUCAUCAAAUUGGCUUAUCCUGUUGAUAGAGAGGCAGUGUCAAAGCAUUUAUUCAAAGUGAGCGCUUCAGAUAUGGGACUGCCAAAGCAAACUGGCUACGCAACGGUUGAGAUAACUCUGAUCGAUGUCAACGACAAUGGUCCGCAUUUUGACAAGCCCGAAUACUGUGGAAGGGUUGAAGAAGAGCAGAAUCCAGCUUCUGUUCAGGUUGUCACCAAAAUCAAAGUUUCUGACCCUGAUACGACCAAAUAUAGCUGCCCGUGCAAGUUUAAAUUCAAGUCAGGAGAUACAAGCCUGUUUGAGAUGAGAAAUUCUGAUGGAAACAGCGUUGAAAUCGUGACAAAGCCAGUCAGGUUUGACAGGGAGAAGAAACGAUUGUACACCCUUUACAUUGAAGCAUCAGAUGGCGGCAGCCCACCAAUGACCAAUGUCACGACCCUUAAAGUUGAAGUUCAUGAUAAGAAUGACAAUGUCCCAAGCAGUGGUGGUGAGUUGUCUCUGCUUGUUAAUUCUUAUCAAGGCAAGUUUAUUGGUGGUGUGGUUGGUAAGGUGUAUGUCAAGGAUGAUGACAAAGGCUCGCAUGACCUUUAUGACCACACACUGACGUCACAGUCUCCUGGGAAAUACUUCAGUGUUAACAAAAAGACUGGUGAAAUCAUAGCUGCGGCAAAUGUGCCAGAUGGGAAGUAUAAGUUAGCAUUCAGAUCCAAAGAGCUCAAUCGACAGGUCGGUAGUGACCGGGGCAAAGAGGUUGUAAGCACUGUGACAGUCACUGUUCGAGCGAUAUCAGAGAAGCAGGCCAAGACAAGUGUGGCUAUUCGUAUGCAGGGUCUUGUUAAACCAGGCUCAUGUAAUGAAAUACCCUAUCCGGAAUUUGAAAAGAUACUAGCAAAAAUCUUGGGAGUACCGGUAGAACUUGUAACGGUUUUCAGUGCCCAGAGCGUCAAAGGUAUGCAUAAUGGGGUUGACAUAAGAUUCGCAGUUAAGAAGUCAGCAAAGGCUGGAUAUGCUGGUGACGAUGCAGAGUAUGUCGACAAAUCCACGCUUGUCCCAUUGUUGAAUGCAAAGAUUGCUGAAAUUGAGAAGGCAACAAAUGGGAAAGUUGAUUCGGUUGGUAUUGAUCCGUGCGCUCUAGAGACAUGUCAGGUCGGGUUCUGUUACAACGACAUCCAACCUCAAAGAACAUACAAGGUUAUAACUGACGACAAUGGCAUUGUUCCCGCCAACCCUGCAUCGAAAACGUUCAUAUCAAUCGAUGUGAAUGUAGUGGCUACGUGCCAAACUGGCCCGCGUGUACCAAAGAGCUGCAAAGACAAGCCAUGUCUCUACGGUGGAAAGUGUACUGACCUGGUAACUGGUGGGUUCUCUUGCGCAUGCACCAAACCAAGCCUCGAUGGGCCAAGAUGCGAAAUGACCAUCAAGUCUUUCAAAACGAAACAGUCUUAUUUAUGGGUGAAACCUUUGAAUUAUUUCUUCGAAGGCACAUUGCAGUUUGAGUUUGGUACCAAAGAUGCCAGUGGUCUCAUUUUGUACCAAGGUCCUGUUCACAAAAUUUCAAACAGGGAGACAAAGGACUACUUGGCUAUCGAACUCAUCGAUGGACGGCUGAGGAUCAGUGCGAACCAAGGCGACUUCUACAGAAAUUUUGUUAAACUUAUCAAUACCAAAAAUAAGCUCAACGAUGGUGUUUUCCAUAGUGUCAAGAUCUACAAGAAAGGAAAGUAUAUUAAAGUGACAAUAGAUGACUGCAGGGAUGCAGAAAUUGUUGAAACCGAGACUUCUACCAAGCAAGAUAGAGGCAGCUGCGAAAUAACAGGAGUAAUUCCCGGUAGAUUCAGAUUUAUCAACGGACUGAAUCCUCUGCAACUUGGUGGCAUGAAAAACAAAGGCCUCGCGUACCCACCAUUGACUGCCAAGGACUCCUUUGCUGGCUGCAUCCGUAAGCUCAGCGACAAUGGCAUUAUUUACGAUUUGUCAAAGACAAUCGAAGAACGUGAUGUUGGGAACGACUGUUCGUUAUUGGCUAAGUGUCCAAAAUGCUUCUUUGGUUACUGCAGGGCGACACAGUUGCCAUUUAUCUGUAUUUGCCAUUUUGGAUGGACUGGUGCUAACUGUGACAGACGCGUGAAAUCAUACCACUACAAGAAGGACAGCUACAGCCAGUACACAUUCAUCCAGCCUACUGCAUUGGCAUGGCACGACAGGUAUCGCUCAAUGUAUGAGGUUCAGAUGCAGACAAAUAUGGAUGGAAUUUUGGUGUAUGAAGGCAGCCCCACUAGCAACGGCAACCCCCGGGAAUUCAGUAUUCUAGAGGUUUACCGCAGAAAGUUGAGAUACAGAUUUAAUCUUGGAGACGGAGAAGAAAUACUGACAAUUGGAGAAUUCAAUGCUUCCGACAACAAAUGGCAUAAUGUCACAGUGGACAGAAAAGGAAAUUAUGCGGUGGUAACCAUGCACGGAGUGGGACAAGUUGCUGGAACAAAGGGAAGCCAUCAGUUGCUAGACUCAGAUGGUGUUAUCUAUACAGGUGGUGUGCCGACACGUUUUAACAUGAGGCCACCAUUUGACUUAAGAGGUUGUUUAGCUGACUUCCGUGUACGGUAUACAAACAUGGAUUCUGACACGGCAGUUGCACGAAAGAGAGUGAAUGUAGAACCAAAUGGCUGUCCAUGUAUUGGAAUUGUUUGCCUCAACGGUGGUAUAUGCGUUGCCGGAUCGCCACCAUAUUGUAUUUGUCCUCCUGGUUACAAAGGACUUUAUUGUGGCGAGUCAGUAGUCAAGCCAGAAGCAGGUGCAUUGGCAGUUGUAAGCAAAGACGGUUACCUUGUGAUGGCGGUCCUGCUAGUUGUAUUCUUGCUCGUACUUGUAUUAGCUGCACUUAUGCUUGCAUCGAAAUUCGCUGGAAAGAAGACAGUACCAGUAUACGUCGACGAUGACCCUAGGGACAAUAUCAUGCCCUACCACGAUGAAGGUGCUGGUGAGGACGAUUUCCAUAACUAUGAUCUUGAGAAACUCCUCAAACAUGCGGGUGCGGCUCGUAGUGCUGGGCUAGCCAAUGGUUCAGCUGGUGGCGGAGGCGCAAAAGAUGUUGAACAAGAAGCACUGCUCACUCGAGAGGAUGUCGAUUUUGUGGCUGCAGGUGCCGUUUCCAUGCGGCAGAAGAAAGCCCGCUUUGAAGGAGCUAAUGUAGAGAGUGUAGACGUAGCACGAUUUAUAACGUCAAGGCUUGAAGAAGCAAAUGGUGAAGAUGCUGCCUACCCACGUGACACGCUCCUUCACUACGGCUACGAAGGGGAAGGCUCCGAUGUUGAUGACCUCAGUGAACUUGGAGACAGUGAGGACGAAAGCGAUGACGAUGACGCCGAUUUCGGAUUCCUGGGAGAGUGGGGCACAAAGUUCGACAAUCUUAAUAAAAUUUUCAAUCCCCCGACACAAGAAUUCGACGAGGAUGUCUGAGUGAUUUCCCGCCGCUGAUUCACUUCCAAGUUGUUUCUUACUCGAAUGAGUAUUGUUUAGCGUUUCAAGGUUAAUGAACUUGCCCUGAGCAAAGUAGCUUUAGAAAGCAGAGAGCCUCGCUAUUGAGAACUUAGAGAUGCCAUUUGAACAAGAGGCCAGACUCGUUUUGUUUUUGUAUUGAAUUUUAAGUUAGAUUAGAUUACUAAUGCAGCACUGGUAACAACCUUGUUUGAGGACAAUGUUGAAGACGAUAACAUAGCGCUUGAAUAAAUUAUGCAUAUUUUAGCAUUCUUGAUAAGAUUUUUUUAUUGCAUAAUGUUGUUGAUAAAAGGAUGUAAAAGGGGGCCGAAUCUGUCCAUAUAGAAAUCUGGACAACAACAAGGGGCUCUAACCCGUCAUUGCUAUGGUACUGUUAUAUUGCAUAUAGGCUGCUUACCCUCGCUGUUAGCCUGUCUUAUGCCGUUUUACAACAGUGUUUGUCAGUGGUCGUAGUUGUAUUGUGAAAUCCUUGUAGUGCUGGAAUAUUUUGUUGCACUUUUAUUUAAAUAAAACUUUUUUGAUCCGUUAUUUUAUUUGUUGAACAAAUUGAGUCGUAUUCGUCGUUUUACAGUAUGUAGAAAUUGAAAGUAGGAAAUAUGUGAACUUUUAAAAUAGUGUAAUUGUUUUGAUUAGUUUCCGAUUGUAAAAAAAGACUUAUUUAAUAUUUUGCACUCAUAGAAGUAGCUAGUUUUAUCUUUGAUUACUAUUGUGUGGUGCUUUACAUUGUUAAGAAAGGAUGCAAAAUCGUUUAUUACACCAAUCGCCAAUAUGUGUACAUCUGGUACAUGAUAAGCUAAAAGUUCGGGAAAAGCAUGGCAUCGCUAGAAAAUACAUCGACCACUUACAGAAAAUACCUUGCCAAGUCACUUUUUAAAAAUUGUCUGCAUUUGCACUUUUAGAAUUUCGCAUCCUGCAUUUUUGCGUCUGAUCUUCCUAGAUUAAUUGAUAAUUCCAUUUUUGCACGAUCACGAGAAACGUCGUGUAUAUCAUCCAGUCCAGGGUAUGUUUACGGAACACAUCUCUAGCGCUCAACAGCAAUGCCACCUUGUUUGGCAAAACCCCUCUUGUCGUGAAGAGCUCUCCUUUGGUUGUUUGACUCAAAGCCUGUUAUGAACCACUGCCAAUGAUUAGUACAUCCCUUACUUUAAUAUUUUCCAUUAAAUGUUUCCUAAGAAUAAGCCUGGAUGUGUGUUGGAUUUAAAAUACACUGGCAGUAAUCGAUGGAAACUUGUUCGUUUUAGAGAUAAAAAUUGCUUUAUUUGUUACGAAAACUCUUUA
Rhopilema esculentum is the source of this 14414-nucleotide messenger RNA. The record is from RefSeq and is a predicted model, not a curated record. Lineage: Eukaryota; Metazoa; Cnidaria; Scyphozoa; Rhizostomeae; Rhizostomatidae.